GACAUAAAAGGAUAACAAACAGAUGGAGGGCAGGGCAUCGUAAAAGAGGGAAUGGAGAACAACAUGGAUGAGGAGUGGCUGUAACCUUUGGCUGCUACUUCUGAAGAUACCCUCUGCUCUCAAGUGGAAUUUGUUUUGGAUUGGGUUUAUUGUUUUGUUUUGUUUAGUGGCACAAAACACGCGACGGAGGGACCUCCCGCCUCUUCCACAGCGUGGACAGCGUGCCCUGCCCCCCAUGUCAAGUCAAGAUACAGGUGAUGAGAUGCCGGUCCCUAAAAGCAAGAGGAAAAAGUCAAAGAGUCAGGUGGAUGGUGUUGAAAGCCCAGAGGCAGACCCAGGGGUGGAGAUGGCCCAGAUGGGGGGCCUGAUCAGUCGUAGGUCAUCUGAGGUCAUCCAGGCCUUGACCCCCGAGUCGCAGGAAGCUGCACCACAGAGAAGGAAGAAGAAGAAAAAGGCAGCGACCGUAGACCUGGAGGAUGACCAGGCUGACCUGGUGAACGGGGAUGGACUGGUCCAGAACACAGCCGAGGCAGGGGAAGAAGUGACCAAAAAACCCAAGAGGAAGAAGAAGUCGAAAGUGUCCGAGACACAGUACGUCAACGAGCUUGAUGUCGAGGACGAUGACAUCAUCACAGACGCUCAGCCACCCAUUCCGCAGCAUUCCCUGUUCUCUGCUCCCCUGGGACAGAGCCAGCCUGUGGGGAAGGUGUUUGUCGAGAGGAGCAAGAGGUUUCAAGCGGCCGAUCGGUCAGACAGACCGAAGCCCAGCGAUCAGGUGGACAACUUUGUGGACAUCCAGCAGAUGUGGACCACCAAGGAUGUGUCUGUUAGGGUACAUGGUGGCUUCAGGGGGAUUGGGCUGUUCUGCCACGGCUUCCUAGCAGGCUAUGCAGUGUGGAACAUCAUAGUGAUCUAUGCCCUGGCAGGAAAACAUCUCACUACUCUGCCUAACCUACUGCAGCAGUACCACAGCCUGGCCUACCCUGCACAGUCUCUCUUCUACCUGCUACUGGCUAUAAGCACUGUGUCAGCCUUUGACAGGGUGAAUCUGGCCAAAGGCGCCAUGGCUAUGAGAGAGUUUGUCACCCUGGACCCAGUUGCUCUAGCCUCUUUCUUGUACUUCUCAGCUCUGGUCCUCUCUCUCAGCCAGCAGAUGACCAGUGACCGCAUCAACCUGUACCCCAGUGCUAACGAGACCUUAUGGCCUCCUGGGUCAGAGCAACAGAUCCUGAAUCCGUGGAUCAUAGUGAACCUGGUGGUGGCUGUGCUGGUGGGAUUGGCCUGGAUCUUCAUCUCCGCCAGGCCUGAGAUGGAUUACACCGAAGGGUUCCUAAUGGCUAUGGAGAUCGAGUCCUUGAGACCAGAGGAGAAAUCAGAAAUGUCUACUUGAGGAAUAUUUGUUUCAAUUUUUGCUCGCACAUCUUUUUUUGUACCGUAUUUUAUCAGCCAACACAAAAUGUACAUGUUGUUAGUGGCAAUAAUCAGUUUAUUUUUGUAUGACCUGAAUGUGUGCUUGUUUUGUCAAAUGUAUUGGUUACCAUUGGAAAUAAUAAAAAUGUUAUCCCACUGA
Oncorhynchus nerka (sockeye salmon) is the source of this 1570-nucleotide messenger RNA. RefSeq names its product transmembrane protein 237B-like. The transcript is spliced from 14 exons. Gene Ontology annotation, cellular component: ciliary transition zone. The record is from RefSeq and is a predicted model, not a curated record. The coding region runs from base 68 to 1390 and encodes 440 amino acids. Lineage: Eukaryota; Metazoa; Chordata; Actinopteri; Salmoniformes; Salmonidae. Gene Ontology annotation, biological process: cilium assembly.